AUGGCUUCCCAUGAACGAUCCCGGAGCAGAGGCUCAUUCUCGAUCUUCUCCUUCGACACAAUCAGGUCUCUCAGUCGUGCUGGUUCACGACAAGGUCAGUGGGAACCAACCUUCCUUUCCAUCGCUGAUCCCAUUAUAGCUGUUCGAAUUCCCUCCCGAGCUGAACCUCCAGAUCGAUCCGAGUCCAAACUUUCUUGCCGAUGCGACCCUCAAGACCAGCCUCCGGCAUCACCUGGGCCUGAUUCUAUUACUGAGGUGGUUUCGGCAGCUCCUCGAGCCACAUCGCCAGAAGGGGAACAUACACCUGAUGAGAGGGACAAUAUGGACCCCCCAGAAAUCCUUGUCCACAAACGAGGCGAUUCUCAUCGGACCGCACCACGAGCCCGUCGACUCUCCUGGCUUCCAUUCGGCAGGUCAUCCUCCCAAAAGCAACAUCCUCGCAGCCCUUCUGUGUAUCUGCCCAAGGCUACCAGUGCAUCCACUGUUGCUAGAAGCGUGAUCUCGGCCCCAGUGUUGACUAGCACCACCAACGCCAAAGUGGCUCGCGUCGAAGGGGUGUACUGUCGAGAGAUAUCCGAUCUGGGAUUCGCUCCCCCGGCAGGAAACUCACAAGGGGAGCGUGCAAAUCCUCCCACGCAGCAGAGUAAUGGACAUCCUGCAAACGCUGGUGGCCUGCAAAAUGCAUCGGUCAAGCGAGGAAGGAUGUUGAGGCUUGGGGAUGCUGUCAAAAGUAAAUUCAAGGGGCCUGUCUUGCGUAGGCAAUCCGAAAAAAGCCUGCGGCCAGCGAUGGCAAACGGCACUGACGAACCAAGCACCCUCACAAUGGAAAAUGGCAUUGCGAGACGUCGAACAGAAGCUUUCAACCUGUACAAAGGCAAGAUUAAAGAACUUACAGGAAGCGGUAACAUUCGACGGAAGCCAGUCAACAACAGCAAAGCCUUUGGUGCGCACCCGGACCCGCCUUCUCUCAGAAACAUGACGGAUCAUUUGCUGGCAGACGAGAGUGCUGAGCAAAGUGAUAAUGACUCUGCGUUUGGGUCUUUGACGAGGUCAUUCGCGAGCGCGGUUGACAAGCUGGACUUUUCAUCGUCUCUAGCACAUAACAUGCCCUUCCUGCGGUCCCGAUCAUCCUUCUUCAACUCAAAGAAAGACAAGGACAGUGGUGAACAGAGUGAAGCGAGACGACAAGUCUCAGGAGCUUCUUCUUUAUUGCGAUCUCCCUCUGCCAGUCUCUCGUCACCGUCCACCAUGACUCUCCCCAAGAAGACGCUUGAUCGUUCGCCAUCUGGUCAGAACGCACAGGACGACCACCCAGGCGAAAGCAGUCCAUCAGCCAGUCUUGUUUUUGACAGCAGAAACAAUGCAUAUCUGCCAUACAAGCCCAUAGAUGGAGAUAUUGAGCGUCGUCAUCCUCUGCGAAUGAACCCCUCUAAUCGCAUGGCUGUUCCUCCUGUUAAGUCACUGCAAUCACGGCAAGCAAAUCAACUCAUGGACGAUCAAUCACCAAUCCCUCGUCAGCAACGCACGAAGAUUCCGGUCAGGCAGAGUGACGAUGAAGACGAAGACGAAACUCUGUCUCUUGAUGAUGCUCCAAUCUACUCUCCCUCUCUCGGCGAUCUCAGUCAAUAUGCUAGAGAUACGCCGCCUUCAAAAGCGACUUGCAAACCCGGGGCUUUGGGUGACAAAACUGCUGGUGUGACCCCUGAUCCCACGCCCACUAGGAACAACCAAUCAAGCGGGCAGCAGCGCAGCGUUUUGAAGAAGAGCAGGAGCGGCAUCGGACUGUUUUCAAGAUCCAAGUCAGUCAAGAAAUUGACCAAGACAAACUCGAGAGCCGAGCGAAGCGAUGAUCCAGACACAUCCGGCCCAAGCACUCCUUCACCUCUGCACCAACGAGACAUGACCCGGAGCGAUAGCACAGGCAAGACAGUCAAGAAGAGCCGGAGCCUUCACUUUGGUGGGCUUUUCAAGCGACCUAGUGAACCGGAUCUAGGGGCGGCCAUCCCACGCGAUUUGAGCGUGCCCUUUCAACCAGCGACACCUUCACCGCUCCGAAAUGUCACUCGAGCUCGUGGAAACGAUGGCAAAAUCCAUUCACUUGCCCAGAAUCGCCGUUCAGCGUCGGGCCCUUGA
Messenger RNA from Capronia coronata CBS 617.96, 2133 nucleotides. RefSeq lists its product as uncharacterized. NCBI's taxonomy places the organism in Eukaryota, Fungi, Ascomycota, Eurotiomycetes, Chaetothyriales, Herpotrichiellaceae. The transcript has a single exon. The record is from RefSeq and is a predicted model, not a curated record. Bases 1 to 2133 code for a protein of 710 amino acids.